Molecule: messenger RNA, 3917 nt
Organism: Crotalus tigris (Tiger rattlesnake)
Lineage: Eukaryota; Metazoa; Chordata; Lepidosauria; Squamata; Viperidae
Gene: LZTR1
Product: leucine zipper like transcription regulator 1
Exons: 20
Coding region: 182-2488 (768 amino acids)
Cellular component (GO): Golgi apparatus
Molecular function (GO): protein binding
Source: RefSeq, a predicted model, not a curated record
CGAAUACAAGCUAUAAAAUGAAAUGAUCACCCUUGAAAAUGCUACUCCAGGAAGCAUAUGGCAUGCCGGGAAUUGUAGUCGGAUUUCCGAAUAAGAAACGGUCUCGGCGGGGCCGUGGGAUGUCGGGAAUUGUAGUCGACGUUCAGUCUUGAUCGAUGUCCUCGGCAGCAAAAGCCGGGCCAUGGCGGCUGCGGCCAACUCUGGCGGGCGGUCCAAGGUGGCGCCCAGCGUAGAUUUUGAUCAUAGCUGCUCCGACAGCGUAGAAUACCUGACUUUGAACUUCGGGCCUUUCGAGACGGUGCACCGGUGGCGCCGCCUCCCGCCCUGCGAUGAGUUCGUCGGGGCUCGCCGUAGCAAGCACACCGUGGUCGCUUAUCGAGAUGCCAUCUACGUCUUUGGUGGGGAUAACGGGAAAACUAUGUUGAAUGACUUGUUAAGAUUUGAUGUGAAGGACUGUUCUUGGUGCAGGGCUUUUACUACUGGAACCCCACCAGCACCAAGGUAUCACCAUUCAGCAGUAGUUUAUGGAAGCAGCAUGUUUGUAUUUGGUGGCUACACUGGAGAUAUAUAUUCCAAUUCCAACCUGAAGAACAAAAAUGAUCUUUUUGAAUAUAAACUUGCAACAGGCCAAUGGACUGAAUGGAAGAUUGAAGGAAGAUUACCAGUUGCCAGAUCAGCUCAUGGUGCAACCGUCUAUAGUGAUAAACUGUGGAUCUUUGCAGGAUAUGAUGGAAAUGCACGAUUAAAUGAUAUGUGGACUAUUAAUUUACAAGAUAGAGAUUUAACGUGUUGGGAAGAGAUUAAACAGACUGGUGAGAUUCCCCCUUCAUGCUGUAAUUUUCCUGUAGCUGUCUGCAAAGAGAGGAUGUUUGUUUUUUCUGGCCAGAGUGGAGCAAAGAUUACCAAUAACCUUUUUCAAUUUGAAUUCAAAGAAAAAAUUUGGACACGAAUCCCUACCGAACACUUACUGCGGGGGUCUCCACCUCCUCCCCAAAGGAGAUAUGGUCACACAAUGGUUGCUUUUGAUCGUCAUCUAUAUGUGUUUGGUGGUGCUGCAGACAAUACAUUGCCUAAUGAACUUCAUUGUUAUGAUGUUGACUCUCAGACAUGGGAAGUUAUCCAUCCAAGUCCAGAUAGUGAGUUACCAACUGGAAGACUCUUCCAUGCUGCAGCUGUUAUCUGUGAUGCCAUGUAUAUCUUUGGCGGGACAGUGGACAAUAACAUCAGAAGUGGAGAAAUGUAUAGAUUUCAGUUUUCUUGUUAUCCAAAAUGUACUUUACAUGAUGACUAUGGAAGACUAUGGGAAAACAGGCAGUUCAGUGAUCUAGAAUUUGUACUUGGGGAGAAAGAAGAGAGGGUCCGAGGGCAUACAGCUAUUGUCACAGCUCGCUGUAAAUGGCUCAGGAAGAAAAUUACACAGGCAAAAGAAAGGCUGAAACAGAAAUCUAAGCAAGAGGUUAAUGAGGAAGGACAAGAGAUGCCCCAAAAGGAAAUGGCAGGCAACAAUGUAAAGAUGGGUCGCCUGCAGCCGCUGCUGGAAGUGACAAUCCGGGAAGCGGAAGCUCAGCCCUUUGAAGUGCUCAUGCAGUUCCUUUACACAGACAAAAUCAAAUACCCACGCAAAGGGCAUGUGCAAGAUGUUCUGCUCAUCAUGGAUGUGUACAAGUUGGCACUUAACUUCAAACUAUCCCGACUGGAACAACUCUGUGUCCAAUACAUUGAGGCUUCAGUAGAUCUGCAGAAUGUACUUGUUGUAUGUGAAAAUGCAAACAAACUUCAGCUGGAUCAGCUGAAGGAACACUGUCUGAAUUUUGUGGUAAAAGAAUCACACUUUAAUCAGGUAAUAAUGAUGAAAGAAUUUGAACACCUUUCUUCAUCUUUGAUAGUAGAGAUAGUACGAAGAAAACAGCAACCUCCAUUUCGAACACAUUCUGAUCAGCCUCUUGAUAUUGGAACGUCAUUGAUUCAGGAUAUGAAAGCCUAUUUGGAAGGUGCUGGUCUAGAAUUCUGUGAUAUCAUUCUACUAUUAGAUGGUCAUCCAAGACCAGCUCAUAAAGCUAUUCUUGCAGCUCGCUCUAGUUACUUUGAAGCCAUGUUUCGUUCUUUUAUGCCAGAAGAUGGCCAAGUUAAUAUUUCAAUUGGUGAGAUGGUGCCAAGCAAACAAGCAUUUGAAUCUAUGCUACGAUAUAUUUAUUAUGGUGAAGUGAAUAUGCCUCCUGAAGAUUCCCUCUACCUCUUUGCUGCCCCUUAUUAUUAUGGGUUCUAUAAUAAUCGUCUUCAAGCAUAUUGCAAGCAGAAUCUGGAAAUGAAUGUCACUGUGGAAAAUGUGCUUCAGAUUUUAGAGGCAGCUGACAGGACCCAGGCACUGGACAUGAAGAGACAUUGCCUAUAUAUCAUUGUUCACCAGUUCACCAAGGUUGGUUGGAUGUUUUCUGGGGUUCUGGGCAUCUGCUGUCCUCUUUCACUGCCAUGGUUGAAAACAGCUUAAGGUAUCCAAGCUGCCAAAUCUUCGGUCUCUCAGUCAACCUCUUCUACUUGACAUCAUAGAAUCAUUAGCAAAUCACAUAUCAGACAAACAGUGUGCUGAGCUUGGAGCAGAUAUUUAAGAUUUUGUUUAUUCUGCAUCUUGCAUAUUUUCUUCUAAGAGAUUACACUCUUCCUAUCUAUAAAGAUAUUUAAUAUCAAUAAUACACUUUAGAUUCUUGUCAGAACAAUUUUGCUAAAUUGAAAAUGCAGUCUCUAAAAAUUGGACACAACUGAAUGGAACAAAAAAAUAUUACACAUGCAGACAUAUUGGGAUGCUUAAGGUAUAAAAAGCAAAGGAAUACUGUUCUUUCAAAAAACAAGUUAUGCAGUGAAACAACAAAAAUAUUCCUCUUUCUUUAGCAUAUAAUGACUUCUUUUGACAAUCUACAUCCAAGCUAUAUUAUUUUAAGAUGUCAUCAAAGAAUUUCUUUAGAACACUGAACUGCCACCCCCUUUGCAGCCCUUGCCUCUUUAUGUAUUUCCUAAAAAGUUUAUUGUACUUUUAUUUGUUGUUAUAUUAUGAGCUUCCCAGAGUCCUUUGGAAGUUGGGUAAACAAAAUAAAUAAAUUGUAGUAAAUUUAUAAAGUUACACUGGGUGAAAAUAUAGACAUGGAAUCUUAAAAAGGUCUUUUAAAAUUAACUACACAUUUCAAAUUUUCUUGUUCUACAUGUAAUUUGAAAUAUUCACAUAGACAUUGAGUUGGAUAGCAUACAAGUUUAAUAAAUCAUUAUCAUCAUCAUUAUUGUGGAAAACUCCUUAUCAGCUUACUAGAGUGUGUUUUAAAAGAUGGAUUCAUAUAUCAACUGUCAAAUGAAUACAUUUCGUGCAACUAUGCCAACACCAAACGAAUUAUUUUAUGAUAUAACCUGAUAGGGGAAACUAGUCAGUAUGUUCAUAGCACUUAAUAUUUUCAGAAAAAUUAUCUGAAUUGCCAAGUUGUUUUUUUUUCUCUAAGUACUUCUAUAGAUCUGUUUAUUCUACUUCUAUAGAUUUGUUUAUUAAACCUUCCUGAAUAAAACAACUUCAGUUUUCUAAAAGGGCAUAUUUUAUGGGGAAAAAAAAAACCUGUUUCUGUUUUGUUUUAGUAUACCAGAAGCUCAACAACUACAGGCAGUCCUUGACUUAUGUCUCUUUGUUUAAUGAAUGGUUCAAAGUUGCAACAGCCUUGGAAAAAGUGCUUGAGAAGCACUUGGAUAGCCAAUGAAAAACGCCAGAUGUUGGUGAACUACAGUUCUCAGCAUCCAUUAUCACUGGCUCUGCAGGGGCUACUAAGAGACGUCCACUUUUUUUUUAAUAUAAGCUCAGUAAGUUGCUGUAGCUGAAACAAUUUAUCUUCUUUACCCUUUCUCAAAAAUAAAUACUUGCUGUGAAAAUGUGGAUAUUCUACUUA